CAGUAAGGAGUGUAUGUACAUGCCGUAAUACUCAAUAUAUUUUAAUAACAAUUCAUGGCACAGUAAAAAGAAAAACAAUAAGACUAAUUGUUUUACAACAACAUAUUAUAACAGAUAACAGGUUAGCACGAUGCAGACAGCUGAUCGUUGUUUAGUAAAAAAUUUAACAACUGGACAUAAUUUGAUCGUAUAUUCACACAAUGUUUAUUGUAAAAACUCCGAUGGAAUUGUCCGAGUUGCCACAGAAAAAGAUAUUACAUCUUCUAACGCAUCGUUGUUUUUUAAGUCAGGAGCUGAUGAGAUUCCUAUUACUAUGAUCACUUACAAACACACAAAAGGAGAUAUACUUCGAACCAAUCGAGAAUCACUUGGCAGAUCUAAACGAAUCCAAAUUAGAAAAAGACUUAGUUUGACACCAAUAAAGCCAUUAGCGGCUAUGAACAGACGCAAAAACUUGGUAAAACCAAAAAAGGAUGAAGAUAAAAGUUUAAAGUGGAUUGUCAGUAGAAUUGAAGACGAGGAAGUUAUGGCGGUUUUACAAAAUCAUAGUAAUAAUGUAAAUUGUGGUGGUGAACAAACUGAACUUGCAUUGAAAAUACGCAAAUGCUUGAAUAAACAAAAUAAGGCUGGACAUUACACUAUGACAUAAAACCAUUUAUCUUUUUUGAAAUAACUUAUUAAUUAUAAUUUAAAAUUGAUAAAUUUGUUUUGUAGGAUACUAAUAAAAAUUUAAGGUCGAGUCUUGAUAGAAUAGAAGUUAUGAAAGAUGAUACGAUUACUGGCGAUUUUGAUGUUGAGCAAACCGGAUCUGUAAGUGAAGAUAACAAUGCAGAAGAGGAAGAACGUACAGAUAGCCAAGUUUUUGAAAUAUUGCAAGAUAAAGAAAUCGAAGUAA
Messenger RNA from Aphidius gifuensis, 895 nucleotides. RefSeq lists its product as uncharacterized. Lineage: Eukaryota; Metazoa; Arthropoda; Insecta; Hymenoptera; Braconidae. The transcript is spliced from 4 exons. The record is from RefSeq and is a predicted model, not a curated record. The coding region runs from base 131 to 649 and encodes 172 amino acids.